Fusarium subglutinans is the source of this 1620-nucleotide messenger RNA. RefSeq lists its product as uncharacterized. The transcript has a single exon. Bases 1 to 1620 code for a protein of 539 amino acids. Lineage: Eukaryota; Fungi; Ascomycota; Sordariomycetes; Hypocreales; Nectriaceae. The record is from RefSeq and is a predicted model, not a curated record.
AUGGCUCCAGUUAGGCCCUCCCACUCUGGUCGCGGUAACCCUCAACGAGGCGGCGGCCCAAGGCGCGGACGUCCCAAUCACGGGGAAGAAAAGGCCUCGCCUAUCAUUCCGGCGCAGAACCUGCAGGCUUUUCAAGCCGCGGGUCGGCGUGAGGCUGAAAGACGGCAGGCAGCGGCUGCUAGGCAGCAAGAGGCGUCCGUCGAUGAUGGCGACUCGAGCAUGAUCGGUGUUGAGGAUUCUAAUCCCCAGCCCGGUCCUCCACGUGGAGGCUCUCGAACGUCUCGGGGGGGGCACCAUGGCCGUGGCGGUCGUGGAUCUCACUCUGGACGUGGUAGAGUCUACCACAACAACAAUCAGACAUGGCGCCAGUCAGGCACUUCGUCUUCCAAGAUGGAAGACAAGUGUCUCGCAACGGCUACCGCGUCCAAAAUGACUUGGGUGGCAAACAGUCAGGGUCAGAAGGCGGCCAGACUUGUGAACCACACCCCUGGAGGUGGCAACACCUUUGCCUUCGCCCAGCAACGACCCCACAAUCAACGUUGGGGAGUCUCACCUGGAUAUGGCGUAGACGACCAGGCCCAAGACCUCAUCAAGAGGUCAGGAAAGACCCAUGUGAUCUGGCAGCUGAUCGCGGUGGAUGAGGAGCUGUUCAAAACCAUCUCCGAAAAUGCCGUCGAGAAGACAAUUGAAGAUCACGAUGGCAAGAACUGCGACGGCAAGUCUGCUCUUCUCUUGCGAGGCUCGGUUGACCCUCAUCCCAAGCAAGAGGUAGAAGAAGAGGAAGGGUGCAAGGUGUGUGGUAACCCUGAUCACAACCUCAGCACCUGUUUCUCGCAGACGAAAGGAGGUGAGACCUUCGGCUGUCCUCAUUGUGAUACAGUCGAUCACUCUGGAAUGGAGUGCGACAAGAUCGCGAAACUUCCCUUGACCGAGCAGGUCAAGAUUCUUAUCACGGAUCGCGGCAACAUGACUGCGUUUCAUGAAGGCCCCAAGAAGAAUUCCUGGUGGAAGUUGUUGCACAAGUUCUGCAUGAGUGCAGAAUAUGACGAAGGACUUCUCGGAUCUUUCCCAUGGGGCAAGAAGCGUUGGAGCCAGUUCCGAAAGGAGGGGGACGACGUCAAAGAGCUUCAGAAGAAGUACGAUGCGAAGGAGGGGUUUAUUCCACCCCCAGAUACUUCCAAUGAUACACUUUUGAAGGUUGCUAAGAAGUGGUGGGACGGCGAAAAUCUCCCCUGGCCACGAGCCAAUCUUGGUGAGCGUCCUGUACCUCAGAAACGCGUCCGAGAGAGUGACCAGAACAUGGAAGAUGCUGCGACUGCCACAGUUGAACCACAACAAGCAGGACCAGAAGCUGGAGCCUCUACCGCAGCAAAUCCUGUUGCUGAGCCUCCUGCUGGACCAGCUACCUCUACUGCAACAAACACUGUUGCUGAGCCUGCCCCUGCCCCUGCCCCUGGCUCUGCCUCUGAUGCCCGUCAUCAAUCCUUCGUCUUCAACGUUCCAGAUGAGGAUGAGAUGAUUGGUGAGGGGGUAGACGAAGAGCAGAGCUUGGGUAAGGAGACCACGGACGGGGACUCAGACUUGAUUGACUAUAGUGACGAUGAAAUGGCGAUAGCUUAA